Rotaria socialis is the source of this 1545-nucleotide messenger RNA. The record is from the annotation of a GenBank genome assembly. NCBI's taxonomy places the organism in Eukaryota, Metazoa, Rotifera, Eurotatoria, Philodinida, Philodinidae.
AUGGAAGAACGUGCAUUCGUCUUCGGUAUGGAUAUCAUCCGUGAAACAAGUUACUAUGCAACACAGUUAGAACUGAAUACAUUAGAAAAUCAAGCAGAGCGACAACUUUCAUUUGCUAAUACUUGGCUAAAAUUUGUUCGUAAGAAAAAAUCUACAACAAUUAUAUCGAAAUAUCCUACAACUUUACCUAUGUGGUUAUUACCUGGUAUACAUUUUCUUCGAUAUGUAUGUUCAUUACAUUUUACAAACUAUAUUAAUGAUGAGUUGUUUAAUACAUUUUAUGAGAAUAUGCAACAAACUAUUAAAUAUUUACACAAUCCAAAUGUUAAUAAUGAAUAUAAACCAAUUACUCCUAAUACUCGCCCUAGAAAGUUAUCUAGAUCAUUACAAACGUCAUCAUCGAGAAAGAAUAUUUAUAAUAAACUGCAAAAGAAGAAAUUUAAAUUAACAAAAAUUGAAGAACUUGAACAUAUGGAUAGAAAAAUUGAUCGACAACGUUUUAAAGAUGGUCUCAUUGGUAAAAUAAAGCCAUCUAAUGAAGUUUCAAAUAAGAUUCCAUCAAUAUCGAAAAGAAUGGAACAAGAUUUAGCAUGUUUAAAAAUACGAAAUUUUCAUAAAUUAAAUCUUCUUUCACGUGGACAGUUUGCAACAACUUAUAAAUGUACUGUGGAACCAAAUGAAAUUCUUUGUUAUAAACAAUACAAAAUUCAACAUAAUGAUGCGGCUGCGAUCACUAAAGUUCUGGAACAAUUGGUACCACUUAUGCAUAUAGGACAUGAAAAUUUAAUAAAAUAUCGUGGCAUAGCACUCGAACAUGACCAUAUAUUAUUUUUCAUGGAGUAUUGUAGUCAUGGUACCAUAGCUCAAAUUCUGCUCGGUACACCUUCAUUAUUAUCAUCACAUGUAGAUAUACGUCGUCAAUCAAACUCACUAGUAUGUUCAUUGAAUGAUACAGCAUCUGUCGAUAAAGGCAUAAUACAAACCACAGCUGGUUUUGCAUUUUUUGAAGAAUUUCUUGUGCAACAUUAUUUAAAACAAUUAUUAUCGGCUUUAUCAUGUUUACAUGAAAAAGAAAUUAUACAUCGUGAUAUACGCAAUGUUAAUAUAUUUUUUAAAGACGCAACAAAACAAUCAAUUAAAUUGGGUGAUGUAAAUUUUGUUUAUGAUUUUAAAUUCAUGAAAAAACAAUCAUCACUACUUGACAUGGAAGCUAUCGCUAAUAUACGUGAAUCCAUUGUUUUCUAUGCACCCGAAACAAUAACACAAAAUGAAACAACAACUAAAUCUGAUAUAUGGUCAUUGGGUUGCACACUUGUGCAUAUGUUAACAGGUCGUAUACCAUGGAGUAAUCCAUCGAUAGCAUCAAGUGCUUACUAUUGGAAAGUUAUUAAUUGGGUUGCAAAUGGUGUACAGCCAACUAUUCCAACAGAUUUAAGUCUAUCGAAUGAAUGUAUUAAUUUUCUUGAGCAAUGCUUCCGAAAUGAUCCUAGUCUACGACCAUCAUCACAGGAACUUCUUCAACAUCCAUUCGUCAAAGAAAACUAG